Molecule: messenger RNA, 2289 nt
Organism: Penicillium soppii
Lineage: Eukaryota; Fungi; Ascomycota; Eurotiomycetes; Eurotiales; Aspergillaceae
Product: neutral/alkaline ceramidase
Exons: 2
Coding region: 1-2289 (762 amino acids)
Biological process (GO): sphingosine biosynthetic process; long-chain fatty acid biosynthetic process; ceramide catabolic process
Cellular component (GO): extracellular region
Molecular function (GO): N-acylsphingosine amidohydrolase activity
Source: RefSeq, a predicted model, not a curated record
AUGACCAAUCUUCGAUUGGGUAUUACUUUUGCGGGCGUGACUCUUGCAGCCUUGGUAUUCAUCCAGCUGCUCGCUGUUUUCAAGCUCGACGACCAGUCGCCUUCGCCGAGUCUCACUAGAAACUUCAAUCAAUGGAGAAGCAGGGCAAGCGAGGAUUCAACAGACGACAUUUUCAUGGUCGGAGCAGGCAAAGCAGAUGUAACCGGACCCGUGGUCGAGGUUGACUUCAACGGCUACGCCAGUCUCAACCAGCUAGGCACAGGCCUGAAGCAAAGAAUCUACUCGCGGGCCUUUAUUUUCGCAGACCCAAACAAACCGGAGGAUACAUUCGUGUACCUGGUCCUUGAUACGCUCGCGGGUGAUACGGCCGUGCGGCAUGGCGUGCUAGAGGGUCUCACCAUGCUCGGCGGAGCAUAUGCUCGGUAUGGCGAGCACAACGUCGCAAUGACAGGGACGCAUUCCCACUCAGGACCUGGAGCGUGGAUGAACUACCUGCUUCCUCAGAUCCCAACGAAAGGCUUCGACAAACAGAGCUAUCAAUCUAUUGUCGACGGUACGAUUCUUUCUAUCGUUCGCGCCCAUGAGAAUUUGGCGCUUGGUCGGCUCUCUUUUGGCACUAUUGACUUGGAAGACGCAAAUGUUAACCGCAGUCCUUAUUCGUAUGACAAUAACCCCGCGGAUGAAAAGGCGCGGUAUUCUUCUAAUGUGGAUAAAACACUGUCGCUUAUCCGAUUUGAUCGCCAGUCGGAUAAUAAGACGACGGCCGUUUUGACUUGGUUCCCUGUUCAUGGCACUUCUAUGUAUAACAACAACACUCUUGUCACUGGCGACAAUAAGGGAGUUGCGGCUUAUUUGUUUGAGCGCAGUAUAGCUGGAGACGCAAGAUUUACUGAUGAUGCGGUGAUCGGCUUCUCUCAAGCGAAUGUUGGGGAUACAAGCCCUAACAUUCUGGGGGCUUGGUGCGAAGACGGCUCAGGGGAGGAAUGCCGAUACACAGAUAGCACUUGUGGCGGAACUAACGAAGCAUGCCAUGGCAGAGGACCCCAUUUCCGGGAAAAGGACAAUGGCGCAAAGAGCUGCUUCGAGAUCGGACGUCGGCAGUAUUCAGCAGCAAAGCAGCUUUAUGAGAACAUGAACACCAAUCCUAUCAAGAUCACUGGUAGCUCGGGUGUCAGGUCUUUCCAUGUAUACCAAGACAUGAAUGGAUACACAUUCCCUUCGCCGUUCAACUCUAGUACUUUGAAGACUUGCCCAGCCGCCUUAGGAUUUUCAUUUGCCGCUGGGACUACGGAUGGACCGGGGGCUUUUGACUUCACUCAGAAUUCUACCAGUCCGGCAGGAAGCAAUCCAUUGUGGCGGAUUGCACGUGCCUUUAUUCACGAGCCAACUAAAGAGCAACGGCAGUGUCAAGGUGCCAAGAAUGUUCUUUUGGAUGUCGGGACUCUCACCGAGCCAUAUGCUUGGGCUGCAGACAUUGUUGACAUACAGGUUCUGCGAGUGGGCCAACUAUUCCUCAUUAUCUCUACAAGCGAAGCCACCACAAUGUCUGGGCGACGCUGGAAAGAGGCUAUUGCCAAAGGGGCAAAGGAUAAACUCUCUGUCUCCGACCCUCAAGUAGUGCUAGGGGCUCCGUCAAACAGCUACGCACAUUACGUAGCAACCGAAGAAGAGUACCAUGUCCAGCGGUACGAGGGCGCCUCUACACUAUUUGGACCAAGCACACUGGCAGCCUACAUCAACUUGACUCUCACAUACUUACCGUAUCUGGGAAGCGCCUCAGAUGUAGCCAAACUCCCAGCGCUCAACCCGGGUCCCAGUCCACCAAUCAACACCAACCGCUCAUUGAGCUUUAUCACCGGUGUUUUGUACGACGGAGCCCCUAUUGGGCAGUCUUAUGGGCACGUACUUUCAAACCCAGGGAACGGACCCUAUGGCCCGGGAGAUGUUGUCAAUACAACCUUCGUGGGCGCCAAUCCCCGCAAUAACCUGCACCACGAAUCGACAUAUGCUGCGGUUGAAAGACAAAGCGACUCCGGUGAAUGGAAAGUUGUGCGCAACGACCGUGAUUGGAACUUGGAGUUUUUGUGGAAGCGAACUAAUACAGUCCUGGGUUAUAGCGAGGUGACUAUUCGGUGGCAAGUUGAGGAUCAAUACUAUAGUGUCGAUGACCCGACACCCCUGCAGGCUGGGACCUAUCGGAUGCAUUAUUAUGGGGAUUCAAAGAACGCGUUGGGCCAGAUUUCGUCUUUUGAAGGAAUUAGUGGAACGUUUACAGUGAAAGCUUCAUAG